This is a messenger RNA of Lizanozyma spartinae, 1245 nucleotides long. RefSeq lists its product as uncharacterized. Gene Ontology annotation, molecular function: protein binding. Gene Ontology annotation, cellular component: nucleus. NCBI's taxonomy places the organism in Eukaryota, Fungi, Ascomycota, Pichiomycetes, Serinales, Debaryomycetaceae. Gene Ontology annotation, biological process: positive regulation of cellular response to hypoxia; positive regulation of SREBP signaling pathway; translational termination. The record is from RefSeq and is a predicted model, not a curated record. Bases 1 to 1245 code for a protein of 414 amino acids. The transcript has a single exon.
AUGGCAAAAAGACAAUUAGGCCUUGGUAAAAAGUCCAAGACGAACAAGAAGCAAAAAGUUGAAGAUGAAGAAACUUCAGCCGCAUCAACGAACGAAUUAACUGUGGAACUUGACCAUGAAGUUGAUCCCAAUGAUGAAUUCUCUCAAUUGCAUGGAUUAUGGGAUACAUAUUUAGGAGGAGAAAGAGAUAACGAAUUGAUCUUGAACGGUAUUGUCAAUGAAUGUGACAGAUUGUUGAGAAACUCAACUACUGACAAAAUUACAGACAAAUUCUAUGCAAUUUACGGGGUAGCUUUGAGCGAAUUGGCUAAGUUUAAGACGGAGGAAGCGAAAGACGUAACUGCUUUCUUUAAUGAACUGAUUGACAGGUUAGAUACUGGGUUAAAAAAGUUUCCACAUUCACCUGAACUUUUAUUUGCAAAGAGUAAAGUCUUGAUUAAUCAAGUUCCAUUGCAAUACAUAUCACAAUUAGACUUAAACAGUAAGCAUAAAGAUAUCAACGUCAAGGAAUUGUUAGAUAGAGUUUUACAAACAUAUAAUGGUGCUGAAUCUAAAGCUAUUGAGCAGAAAAGGUUUCACUUGUUUAAUUCUGAAUCUUUUGAGAUUCUUCAAGCUUUGGACGACACGCUUGAAAUCAUUGAUAACUUUGGAAAGGAUCAUAUUGAAGCUGAUGAUGACCGGGAAGAUGAGGGUUUAGGAAAGAAUUCUGAUGAUGAUAAUGAUGAAAAUGGCAAUGAAAUAAAGUUAGAUGAAGACCAUUCGUUGUACCAGAUCCGUGAGUCUGAUGAAUACAACUUGUGGUGGAGAGAGAAAACUAUUGUUUUUCUUAAUCAAGUCAAGAAAGAUAAAGCUGUUGAUAAGGCUCUUGUGUUGGAGUUGAACAAACUCUUGGGACAGUCAUAUCUAAAGGAGAGUGAAGGAAUCACCAGUAUAUAUACAACAUUGAUGUACGAUGAUGACUUUGAAGGGGAAGAACUCGAGGGUUUUACCAAGCAUGAGCUGCAGAAAAUUGCUCAGGAAUUAAUUGGUAAGGCACUCAAAUAUUUGGAAGCUGCUGAAGAUGAUGACGACCCAGAAAGUUGGGUUUUGGUUUCAGAAGCAAUGAUAUCGUUGGCUAAUUGCUACGAGUUGGAAAGCGAGGACCAGGAAUCGUUAUACAAGAAAGCAGAGAAACGUUUAGAGAGAGCUAAUAAGGCUACUCAAGGUAGAUAUCAAGAAGAAUUGGACAAUUUACUUCAAAAUUAG